AUGCUCGCUGUGGCCAAGCAACUUCCCAAAUGCGCGCAAGUGUGCCUUACUGAGGCAGUCGCCCAAUCGCCCGUUCAACACCCGGACCUGGCCUCAAUAUGCGCAGAUGCUAAACUGCAAGGCGAGGUAGAAGCAUGUGUUAUGCAAUCGUGUACACUGAGACAGAGUCUGACGACCAAGAAUGUUACUGCAACAGGUUGCCACGCUCCGACACGUUAUUCUGGCGAGUCCAUUCGCGUAUCCAACUUAAUUCUCUCAAUCGUCACCGCCGUCUGCGCGCUCACCAGGAUUAUAUACAAGGCUGUGUUCUCCAUCGGAGAGCUCGGGUACGAUGACUACAGCGUCUUGGCCGCACUGAUAGCCGGUGUACCAUCUGUCGUCAUCAUCGACAGGGCCAUCGUUCCAAACGGUCUCGGAAGAGACGUAUGGACAGUCAGCUUCGAGCAAAUCACCAACUUCGUCAGAUAUCUUUACGCCUUGGAAAUCCUUUACUUCAUUCAGGUUGCUCUUCUGAAGCUCACGCUCCUUUUCUUCUUCCUUCGGAUAUUUCCAAAACCUACAAUCAGGCGUCUGCUUUGGGCAACCGUUGCGUUCAACUGUCUCAACGGUGUUGCUUUCACGUUUGCGGCCAUCUUUCAAUGCCGACCGAUAUCGUUUUACUGGACAAAAUGGGAUCAAGAGGGAUCUGGCCAAUGCAUCGACAUCAACGGAUUAGCGUGGACAAACGCCAUCAUCAGCAUCGUCCUGGAUGUCUGGAUGCUCGCUUUACCCUUGUUCGAAGUUUUCCACCUACAGCUCUCCUGGCGCAAGAAGCUUAGCGUUGCCGUUAUGUUUUGCGUCGGCACAUUUGUGACCGUCAUUUCAAUCCUGCGCCUCCGAUCUCUCGUCAACUUCGCCGCUUCUGCGAACCCAACAUGGGAUCAGACGGACGUCAUCAAUUGGUCGAAUAUCGAGAUCAAUAUUGGAAUCAUCUGCGCCUGCUUGCCUGCACUACGCGUCAUCCUCGUUCGUCUAUUCCCCAAGGUCCUCGGUACGACCAAGGCCACCGACCGACCCUACUACGCAUACGGCAGCCAAAGCCAUGGAAUGAGGAAGGGGGGAAGUGCGCUGGCUAGUGGCCCAGGAAGAUCAGCCGUCUCAAACGGUGGGCGAGAUCCGAACGCUAUCACAUAUACCAAGACUUUCGAAAUACGGCAUGCAGAUAAUGAUGAGCAGUCACUCGUGCAGAUGGAGAUGGAUCAGUUUGGACCGAACAAACAGAAGAAUCCAAGUAGCAGCACUAGUAUUUCGAGUUUGUAG
Messenger RNA from Alternaria atra, 1299 nucleotides. RefSeq lists its product as uncharacterized. The transcript is spliced from 4 exons. Bases 1 to 1299 code for a protein of 432 amino acids. NCBI's taxonomy places the organism in Eukaryota, Fungi, Ascomycota, Dothideomycetes, Pleosporales, Pleosporaceae. The record is from RefSeq and is a predicted model, not a curated record.